AUGUAUUCUCUACCGACUCCAACACUGCACCUACGCGCUGCCAGUGCUUCCAGUCCUGUGCCAUCCUGCAUCACUGCCGUCCCCGAGAAGAACGGCUACGUUCCCCCGGAGGCAUGCAACGCCAACUAUGGCUUCUAUCCAAAGUGGGAAGACAACUGCGCUUUUGCCGUCUUCUUCGGGCUGACUGCCGCAGCGCACUUGGCGCAGGCUGUCCUCUACAAGAAGAAGUUCUGCUGGGUUAUCAUCAUGGGCGCAUUGUGGGAGUGCAUCUGUUUUGUUCUGCGAACCCUAGGCGCGCGAGAUCAGCAAAACUCCGACUAUGUCAUGCUGUCAACGCUCUUAUUCCUGCUCGCACCACUGUGGAUCAACGCAUUCAUCUACAUGGUCGUAUCCCGACUCGUCUACUUUCUCGACAGCGCGAAGAAGGUUCUGCGGAUGCGAGCCACUUGGAUGGCCAAGGGCUUCGUGUCGGCCGACAUGGUGUGCUUCGCGGUCCAGGCCAUCGGCGGCGGGCUCAUGGCUGGCGGCCAGGACCACCCGAAGAGCGCCGACCUGGGCAAGAAGAUUUACAUGGCGGGAUGCGGCAUCCAGCUUGCGUGCGUCAUUGUCUUUGUGUUUGUGGUCGCGGCGUUUUACCGCGGGGUGCUGCGCGACACUCGUGCAGGCACGGCCAAGACACGCAACCGUUGGAUCCAGCCGUUAUUCUGGGUUAUCUUCCUAGUUCUGGUCCUCAUCGUUGAACGCAUCAUCUUUCGUUUGGUCGAGUUCAGCCGCGGCGCCGACAACUCCAACCCGAUGCUGCGAAAGGAGUGGUACCAGCUCUACCUCGACGGCCUGCCGAUGCUGUUUGCCCUGGCGGCCCUCAAUUUGGUGCACCCGGCGCUCGUCCUGCAGGGCGCGGACAGCGACAUGCCGGCCUCGAAGCUGCUGCGAUGCUGGCGUCGCCGAAAGUCCGAAUUUGGCCCUAUCCCGCUGCACUCGAUCGAAGACCUGCGAGAGUGA
Messenger RNA from Akanthomyces muscarius, 1002 nucleotides. RefSeq lists its product as uncharacterized. The record is from RefSeq and is a predicted model, not a curated record. The transcript has 5 exons. Gene Ontology annotation, cellular component: membrane. NCBI's taxonomy places the organism in Eukaryota, Fungi, Ascomycota, Sordariomycetes, Hypocreales, Cordycipitaceae. Bases 1 to 1002 code for a protein of 333 amino acids.